Molecule: messenger RNA, 1927 nt
Organism: Monopterus albus (swamp eel)
Lineage: Eukaryota; Metazoa; Chordata; Actinopteri; Synbranchiformes; Synbranchidae
Product: olfactory receptor 10J4-like
Exons: 6
Coding region: 151-1461 (436 amino acids)
Biological process (GO): G protein-coupled receptor signaling pathway
Cellular component (GO): membrane
Molecular function (GO): olfactory receptor activity; G protein-coupled receptor activity
Source: RefSeq, a predicted model, not a curated record
GACUUAGGAACACAGCUUAACCUCUCACACUAAGAUUCAGACACACCCUUGUCAACCAGUCACAUAUCCAGCUCUGUUAACGGCACCAAGGAGCCUGACGGUGUCACCUUCUUCAUCCUGCAGGGCCUCUCCAGCCUCGGUGACAGACAGAUGAUCCUGUUUGUCAUCCUGCUGCUGGGUUACAUCAUCAUCCUGGGAGGAAACAGCAUGAUCAUCUUUGUGACACUGACUGAUCCAAAGCUCCACUCUCCCAUGUAUUUCUUCCUCUGCCACCUCUCCUUUGUGGACAUAGUCUACACCACCACCACCAUCCCAAAAAUGCUGUCUGGCUUCCUGUCAGACUUGUCAAUCAUCUCAGUCCCAGGCUGCUUCCUCCAGAUGCAUUUCUUUAUUCAGCUAAGCAUUACUGGCUAUGGAAUCCUUACUGCAAUGGCAUAUGACCGCUAUGUGGCCAUCUGUCACCCUCUGCACUACACCUCCAUCAUGACCCGACGUGUCCAGUUGCUCCUCAUAGCAGGAGCCUGGGGGUUCAGCACUGUUUGCCCACUGUCAGCCACUAUCAUUGCCUUAAUUCGACCUUACUGUGGCCCAAAUGUUGUGGGACACGGAUGGUGUGACAUGUCAUCUGUAAGGCGUCUGGCCUGUGCUGACACCUCAGUCGAUAACAUUGUGUCUCUUUUUUUGGCCACUGUGUCUCUACUGAUCCCAGGAGUCCUCAUCCUGACCUCCUAUGUCCUGAUUGGCAUUGCAAUAUUGAGGAUGGGUGUUGCUCAGAGGCUCAAAGUCUUUGGCACAUGUGCUGCCCACCUGACUGUGGUGUCCAUCUGUUUCAGCUCAGCUGCCUUUGUCUACAUUUCCUACCGAGUUGGAAAUUUUUCACCAGAGGUUCGUAUCAUUGUAGCUGUGCUGUACGCUGCUCUGACCCCUUUUCUGAACCCAGUGAUCUACAGUCUGAGGAACAAGGAGCUGCAAGAGUCCAUCAGAAGGACACUGGUCAGGGUCAGAUUUGCUGUUCUUUCAGCUAUGAAGAACAUCGUCAUAUUGCGUCUGGCCUGUGCUGACACCUCAGUCGAUAACAUUGUGUCUCUUUUCUUGGCCACUGUGUCUCUACUGAUCCCAGGAGUCCUCAUCCUGACCUCCUAUGUCCUGAUUGGCAUUGCAAUAUUGAGGAUGGGUGUUGCUCAGAGGCUCAAAGUCUUUGGCACAUGUGCUGCCCACCUGACUGUGGUGUCCAUCUGUUUCAGCUCAGCUGCCUUUGUCUACAUUUCCUACCGAGUUGGAAAUUUUUCACCAGAGGUUCGUAUCAUUGUAGCUGUGCUGUACGCUGCUCUGACCCCUUUUCUGAACCCAGUGAUCUACAGUCUGAGGAACAAGGAGCUGCAAGAGUCCAUCAGAAGGACACUGGUCAGGGUCAGAUUUGCUGUUCUUUCAGCUAUGAAGAACAUCGUCAUAUUGUCCUGACUGGACACUGUCUUUGAAAAUUUUUAUUUAGAAAUGAUGCAGUUGUUUUUAACUAGUUUUUAUUAAUUGUACAGCAAUCAUGUGGUGUUGACAGGUCCUUUCAUGUUGUGUCUUAAUCAACUCCAGACUGAGGCAUUUCACACCUUCUUUUAAAAAUUGUGAAUCUUUUCUUUGGUAUAGUAAAUUCUUGUAUUCACUUUGUAUCACACAUAGAGCUGUCAAAGUUAAUGCAAUAAUAAUGAGUUAUUGUAAUUUCCUUUUAAUGGCACAAAUUUUUUGACACCAUUUACAUGUGCACGUUCUGUAAUUAUGACCCUUGGCCCACCCAAUAUUUUGGGAAAUCUGAAAGCAGUGCAGCAGUAACGUUGUGGAUGGCAAGCAGAAACACACCUUGAGCAGAAACUGAUAAAAGCGUCCUUUGACUGGGCAAACGUGAUUGAUCACGAUUAAAUAUUUUGAUUGAUUG